CCCCCCCCCCCCAGAAUCCCUCCUCAGAUUCGACAUUGCUUUCUUUUUGCACACUAAAGCUGGUAUCUAAAUAGUUUUUUCUCUCUGAGGAGGGGAAAAACAUGGAAGCGAAUGGAAUUCAUGAUUGCGCUGUUCUCUGCUGCUGUAGACGUGUUGGACACGUCGUGUGCGGAUAAGGGUCCAAUUCGGGAAACCUCAGCUGUCCUGCCACAGAGAGACAGAGUAAAAUCAAGCUGCCUUGGCAUAAUUAAGAGAUCUCCAUCCACCAGUGCAGCUGGACAGUGUACCGAGCAGUCCUGUGGUGAAGAUAUCAGCUGGAUGAGGCUUUGGGGUUUUCUAGCGGAGCUGCAGACCCUCAUUUCGCUGUCCUGAAUCACCAUCAUUUAAUUGCGGGUAUUUCACAGUGCUUUUGUUUCCAGGUGUUUUAUAGCUUCUAGCACCACACUUACAUGUGUUUACCACACGUGCAGCGGUACGUAUGCUCUCUGCUUAACUGUGUAUUCUGACUACUGUGGGUUCCUUACUGUAUUACUCGCUUAGUCUGCCUGCUGUUCACUGUGGUCACAGCAAACUCAUUGCUGAUUAUCCAAAAUAUCAAUGGUUAUGUUAAAUGUAUUAUUCACUUUAUCCUGGAGUGUUUUCUUUUUGUCUUUUUUAAUUUAAAUAAAACAGUAUGGUAGUUUUAGAAUUUUCUUUUCUACAACAUAUAAUCAUGACCUUUUUGUUUGGAGAUCCAGUUUCAUCUGUUUUGUCCCUUUAUAAAUAGAGCAGUCGUAGGAAAAUAAUUACAUAUAAUUCACAAAUUUUUUUUCUUAUUUAUUUUUUCGGUUGUUAAACCACAAGAAGAUAUAAUGAAACUCCUCAGGACCCCUGUUGCCUUUGUCUUGUACAGUCCAUACUAGGUUAGUGUGGUCUCUGUAUCUAACCUGAACAAACUUCUUAAUGCUUUUUUCAUAAAGCUCUGUGAUUGGCUAUCAUGGUCCUACAGCUGAAUCAGUCUGUCACAAGAGUCGGGGGCAAUCAUGUGGGAGUCAAACCACAGACAAAUUGCUGUAUAGACAUUUCAAAUGAAUGCUUACAGAAAGAUUUUUUUACGGUCGGAAACAGUCGGUUACGUCGAGUGUUCGAUGCUCUAUGUGGGUCGUAACCGAUCGGAACUGUGAUUUGUUAUUUAAAUUCUUAAUAUAUGAAUCAUCUUUGGAUUGAAGUCACGUUCAAGGGCCAUGCUGUGUAUGUAUUGAGAUGUAAAGCCUUUGAAUGUGAAUAAUUAUUGUAAACUAUUUUGAAACUGUUUUCUUAUUUUAUUAUAUAAAUUUUCUAUUUGGUCAGUGAUUUAAUCCUAUUUCUCAUAAUUUAAUGAACUUGUUUGUUUCCAAUGACUGCGACAGGUGAGAUUAUCGAUGGAUGAGUUGCCCACAUAAUGCUUAGUAAUACAGUAAUAAAACCAUGUAGGGUUUUUGGCAACUGUCUGCCUUUUCUUUGGUCUUUUUCUGUCCCUUCGUGCGUAUCAAACGGUAUACAUGAAUAAACCCAGAGAACAGCGAAGGAAGGCCUAGGAUGAAGACCGUGGUUAUAGACAGUUCUGAUUAUUCCUUAAUAGCUAAAACGCUAUUUAAAGCAUUUUAAAUGAAAUAGACUUGCUUGUAUGACACCAUUAAAAGCACAUGUUCUUAGUAUAUGAAGAAAUUAUGCGUGGACUUUUCUACUGCUCCGUGUACUAUACAUCAUGUGUUUGUGGAUAUAUGUCCAUUUUAGCGUUUGGUCUUGGUGUCUGAACAACGCCGAACCCCGGCAAAGGAGUGGCGUUUCUUGGGGGAGGUAACGAAGUUAGGCUGCAUGAGCGGCGGAACUCUUCCUGCCCGGCCAGCACAUCCUGCAACGCUCGGAGCAGCGGGGAUGGCGGAGAGCAGGUCCGAUGUGAGCGAGCAUGGCUGUCAGACCUGUGCAGUCCGCUGCGGGGGGCACGCAAAGCAAGGUCAGGACGCCGGAGCCUCCAAGUGGGUCAGGCUGAACGUCGGCGGCACGCAUUUCCUGACCACGAGGCAAACCCUGUGCAGAGACCCGAAGUCUUUUUUAUACCGACUGUGCCAGGCCGAACCCGACCUUGACUCCGAUAAGGACGAAACUGGCGCCUAUCUCAUAGACCGAGACCCUGCCUACUUCGGUCCACUUCUGAACUACUUGAGACACGGCAAGCUCGUGCUCAACAAGGACGUCGCAGAGGAAGGUGUGCUGGAGGAGGCUGAAUUCUACAAUAUCACUGCAUUAAUAAAGCUCAUCAAAAACAGGAUCAGGGAGAGGGACACCCAGACCUUGCAGGUGUCCAUGAAGCAUGUGUAUAGGGUUCUUCAGUGCCAAGAAGAGGAACUAACCCAGAUGGUCUCCACUAUGUCUGAUGGUUGGAAGUUUGAGCAGCUUGUCAGUUUAGGCUCCUCAUAUGGCUACGGACGGGAUCACCAGUCUGAGUUUCUGCUGAUUGUAUCUAGAGAGGUGAAGGCUGCGGAGGCCGGCUUUCCGGUGGCAAAUAUUGGUUCUUCUUAUAACUAUGGAAAUGCAGAGCAGUCUGAGUUCUUGUGUGUCGUCUCCAAGGAGCUGAAUAACCAGUCAUCUGUGACAAACAGUGAGCCAACUGGAAAGGCCAAGAUUCUACAAGAACGUGGAUCGCGAAUGUGAAGAGGCAGUACGCACGACCUCAGAAUGUUCUGUUCAUAAAAACACCAGCUUUAUUGCCUUUGACAGUGAGCACUCAGUAAGAAGAAGCCCGUGACCUUCCUCCACAUUGUGGGAGGAAUACAAAAACAUAUUUAGUGACUUAAUAUUUGUUCUUACAUAGGUCUAUUCUUUUCUAUUUCAAAACUGGAAAUAUGUAUGUCCUUCGCAGUCAUUAAUGCACCCAGGGCGUCAAGUAAUUGUAUUUAAUUCAUAAUUAUAAGGUCAUCAAAAUAUAUAUUGUAAUCAUUUUAGGCAAAACAUAUCUCUGAGAAGUAAUUUAUGCAAUUAAUUUGGAUUUAUGCAAUUUAUUAGGAGUAGAGCGAGCUAUGGAAAAGGUUUUGGGUGUUGACACAUUUUUUAAAUGUGCAUCCUUCUGCCUCAUCCAUUGUAAGCUGGAAACCUCGACAUACAGAGGGUGAAAAGUGCCGAUCCUGUCAUGUCAACCACACCUCUUGCGAUGGGGCUUGUCGAAAGGGCUGAGACACAGAGCCUGGGGAGAGAGGACGCCGGAUCAUUUUACACAUUCUGCUGCCUGUAGUUUACUUGAAAUUGGACAAAAAAAGGAACAAAAAAGGUCUAAAUAUUUACAGUGGAAUUGGAACAUUUUGCAUGGCGUUAAAUCCCACACUGGCACCUUAAGCAUGGGUUCGAAUGCAUUGCAGCAUUCCCCUAAUUCAGACUUCCCACCUCUCCAGGAAGGGACCCCCCAGCUCGCUCCUCCCAGGGGGCAGAUUUUACCCCCACAACCCACUCCUGCUCUCUUAGAAUUUUGAUGUUUUGAUGGUUUGAUGUUCCGGUAAAACUUGCGAGGGGUGGGGGGGGGGGGUUAUAAGAAGGGGUAUUUCCAAGCGAAAAACACCAGGGUGUAGAGUGUCACGUUAAGGGCACCCCAGCUCAGGCAAGCUUCCCUGCACCCCGGCUGUCCCUCAUUCGAUUCCCUGACAUGAGUUUGCCUAAGGUGGGAUGUCUAUAUAUCAUUUUGGUGGUACAUCACUGAUUUACAGACUUAAAAGCACACCAGGCAUCUGAUGUGCUACAAUAUUGUUUAUAUAUUCAGUGCUGUGCAAAAGUCUUAAGGCAAUCAAACAAAAGUCUUUAAGCUCUUUAUCUGGACAGUGAGUGUGUGCAGUGGACCUUUCUGUACCGUGAUGUUUUUUAUUUCCAUUCACAUAAAAAUUACAUGGGAAUUUUUUGGCAGUUUUGCGAAAGCUGUAGAUGACACACAAAAAGUUUAGUAACUCAUAAAUGCAUGAAAUACACGUAACAGUGCUGGGUUGGAGGAUGCCAGGUGUGUUUGCGGCAGCUUCUCACGUCUCGCAGUGAUCUCGCAGUGAUCUCACAGUGGUUUCUCUGUCUCGUAUCUUUUUGUGCCACUUGCCAAGGGGGCAAAAAAUUUUAUGUGGUUUUUCCAGAUGGUGGGGGGUAUCUGUAAGCCCUGUCAUGUGGAACAGUUAACUGUAUUCACUCAGAAAAUGUUAAAUCUUAGACUAAUUACUAAUAAACAACAAUAAUACACUUUUUUUUAUUAUUAUUUUCUGUUCCCAGCUGGAAAAUUACUGAUAUCUUGCUGGGUGGCUAGAAGAACACAGCUUCAGUUCCCAAACCUCUCCUCAGUGGCACCUCAGCCGUUCCAUGUACUUGUUAAAUUUUAUCAAUAGCUCACCUAACUAACUUACAUAAUUCAAUGAGGCAUUGAUUAGCCAAACAUGGUAUGUUAGCGGCUGAGGCAACAAACACAUGAGGUAUAUUUAAUGAUUUUCGCUCGGGAUUGAAAUGGCUAAGCUAACAUUUACACAUAGAAUCAUAGUUUUACAAAAACAUAAACUGAGCAUAAGCUAAUAACUUUCUGUGGCAGACUAAAUCUUUUGCACAGUACUAUAUAUCAUCAAAUUAUAUGUGUGUGUCGGUUGUAUAAAAAGUUAACUGGGAAAUUAACUGUUUGACUUAAUGCUGUGCUGACUUACUGACUUCUUCGAAAACAGAAAAAAAAUGUUUUUGUUUUGUGUUAUUGAACACAGAAAUAUGUGUACUAUAUUUCCAUUUAGGGGCGGCAUGGUGGUGCAGUGGUUAGCACAGCUGCCUCACACCUCAGGGACCCGGGUUCGAGUCUCCACCUGGGUUACAUGUGUGUGGAGUUUGCAUGUUCUCCCCAUGUCGUCGUGGGGUUUCUUUCGUGUACUCCAGUUUUCCCCCCACAGUCCAAAGACACGUUGAGGCUAAUUGGAGUUGCUAAAUUGCCCGUAGGUGUGCAUGUGUGAGUGAAUGGUGUGUGAGUGUGCCCUGUGAUGGGCCCCCAUCCUGGGUUGUUCCCUGCCUCGUGCCCAUUGCUUCCGGGAUAGGCUCCGGACCCCCCGCGACCCGGAAGGAUAAGCGGUUUGGAUGAAUGGAUGGAUAUUUCCAUUUAAGACACUGAAGUAAAGACACUGCGUAUAUAGAUGGAGGUGCUAAGAUGUUGCUGUGCAUUUAGCUUCAUUAAAACAGUGGUUAUUGAACCCUGGCACAGUCCAUACAGAGGACUUAAUAUACUGAGUUAACAUACACUCUACAUGUUUCGUAUCUCAGUCCAUGCAUGAAGAAGCUGUUGUAGUCUAAUAUGCUUAACUGACCAUUUGUAAUGACAUUUAAUUUUUGUUUUCAUUGCUUUUAAUAGCAACAACCUGAAUUUCCAUGAUCAGGGAUGUUAGAUGAUAGAGAGGUAAGCACGCACACAUCUCCCGUGCGUUUUCAUGCAAAGCAUGGAGUCAGGGCUCUGCGUUGUGGACAUUCAGUCUGUGUGGGGGUUGUUUCUCAGUGCGGUAGCUUUUAGCUGUCAUUGCUUACAUUGGCCACACUGUUUUAGUGCCUCCCGGUAAUGUUCUCGCCUUCAGUUACCAUCUUUUGAGUUUCUCCUAUAUGUAUGUUUACAGAUCUCUUUUAUAUGCAUCAUUUUCUAGCUUUUAACACAGCUGAAGGUGGUUGGGCUUGGACCUGUACCCUUUCUGCUGGGACCUAUUUAUAGCCAUUCUGAGGUGUUGAUCUGUUCCAAACCUGAAGUCCCAGCUCUCUCGUGAUACAUAGUAGAGACACACCUUCACCCCCCCCUCCCCCCCCCCCCAGUUCUUAGUGACCUUGUGUUGAUGAGGGUCACGUAUUCCUGCCGCCAGCGGCUGAAGGGUUUGUGACUCUGCGCUGCAGUACAUUGCUCUCUUUUCCGGUCCUUUCUGUACACCUCAAUUCCCUUUGUUCCAAAUCAGCCUCUAAUGUAGCAACUAAUCUUGGCAAAUUCCAGAAGUUUCCUUGCUGACACUAAAGCUGCUAAGAUGUGUCACCCCCCCCCCCCCCCCGCCAGGUGUGCCCACCAAUUUGCUCCAUCACAGACCAAUAAUAAGAGCUUAAAUGUUUUUUUGCACACUAUUGUCACUACUGUCAAUAUAUUAUCUAACAUAUAUUACAUUGUUUUACUUUUUAUGCUGUUCACAUGGUCAUAGAUAAAAUGACUGUGGAAACAUGCAUUUGAUUGUUAUGGUAGGAAGAGCAAUCUAAGCUUAAUAAAUAAAUUAUCUCAAAGUUUACAUGCAAA
Molecule: messenger RNA, 6271 nt
Organism: Brienomyrus brachyistius
Lineage: Eukaryota; Metazoa; Chordata; Actinopteri; Osteoglossiformes; Mormyridae
Product: BTB/POZ domain-containing protein KCTD5-like
Exons: 7
Coding region: 1837-2673 (278 amino acids)
Biological process (GO): proteasome-mediated ubiquitin-dependent protein catabolic process; protein homooligomerization
Cellular component (GO): cytoplasm; Cul3-RING ubiquitin ligase complex
Molecular function (GO): cullin family protein binding
Source: RefSeq, a predicted model, not a curated record